UCCGUGACGCACGCCCCGCUGACGUGUCGCGCCACCCGGAAGUCAGGUGGGAUAUUCCGGCUACGUGGAAGAAGAAGCAGAACCAGAGCUGCACUCGUGUCCGGCCGGCGGCUCGCACACAAAAUGAUUAAGAAGUUCGACAAGAAGGACGAGGAGUCUGGAAGCGGCUCCAACCCGUUCCAGCACCUGGAGAAGAGCGCCGUCCUUCAGGAGGCUCGCAUUUUCAACGAGACCCCCAUCAACCCACGGCGAUGUCUCCACAUCCUCACCAAGAUCAUCUACCUGCUGAACCAGGGGGAACAUUUUGGGACCACGGAGGCCACCGAGGCCUUCUUCGCCAUGACGCGCCUCUUCCAGUCCAACGACCAAACCCUGAGAAGGAUGUGCUACCUGACCAUCAAAGAGAUGGCCAACAUCUCCGAGGACGUCAUCAUCGUCACCAGCAGCCUGACCAAGGACAUGACGGGGAAGGAGGACGUGUACCGCGGCCCCGCCAUCCGAGCGCUCUGCAGGAUCACUGACACCACCAUGCUGCAGGCCAUCGAGCGCUACAUGAAGCAGGCCAUCGUGGACAAGGUGCCCAGCGUGUCCAGCUCGGCGCUGGUCUCCUCUCUGCACAUGGUGAAGAUGAGCUACGACGUGGUGAAGCGCUGGGUGAACGAGGCUCAGGAGGCGGCGUCCAGCGACAACAUCAUGGUGCAGUACCACGCGCUGGGCCUCCUGUACCACCUGAGGAAGAGCGACCGCCUGGCCGUCACCAAGAUGCUCAACAAGUUCACCAAGUCCGGCCUCAAGUCGCCCUUCGCCUACUGCAUGCUGAUCCGCAUCGCCAGCCGGCUGCUGGAGGAGACGGAGGGCGGGCACGACAGCCCCCUGUUCGACUUCAUCGAGAGCUGCCUGAGGAACAAGAACGAGAUGGUGGUGUACGAGGCGGCGUCGGCCAUCGUGCACAUGCCCAACUGCACGGCGCGGGAGCUGGCGCCCGCCGUGUCCGUGCUGCAGCUCUUCUGCAGCUCUCCCAAGGCCGCGCUGCGCUACGCCGCCGUGCGCACCCUCAACAAGGUGGCCAUGAAGCACCCGUCGGCCGUGACGGCCUGCAACCUGGACCUGGAGAACCUGAUCACCGACUCCAACCGCAGCAUCGCCACGCUGGCCAUCACCACCCUGCUGAAGACGGGCAGCGAGAGCAGCGUGGACCGGCUCAUGAAGCAGAUCUCCUCCUUCGUCUCGGAGAUCUCCGACGAGUUCAAGGUGGUGGUGGUCCAGGCCAUCAGCGCCCUCUGCCAGAAGUACCCCAGGAAGCACAGCGUGAUGAUGAACUUCCUGUCCAACAUGCUGCGCGACGACGGCGGCUUCGAGUACAAGCGAGCCAUCGUGGACUGCAUCAUCAGCAUCAUCGAGGAGAACCCGGAGAGCAAGGAGACGGGCCUGGCUCACCUGUGCGAGUUCAUCGAGGACUGCGAGCACACGGUGCUGGCCACCAAGAUCCUGCACCUGCUGGGCAAGGAGGGGCCCCGCACCCCGGCGCCCUCCAAGUACAUCCGCUUCAUCUUCAACAGGGUGGUGCUGGAGAGCGAGGCGGUGCGAGCAGCUGCCGUCAGCGCUCUGGCCAAGUUCGGGGCCCAGAACGACGACCUGCUGCCCAGCGUCCUGGUCCUCAUGCAGAGGUGCAUGAUGGACAGCGACGACGAGGUCCGGGACCGAGCCACCUUCUACAUGAACGUCCUCCAGCAGAAGCAGAAGGCUCUCAACGCUGCCUACAUCUUCAACGGUCUGUCGGUGUCGGUGCCCGGCCUGGAGAAGUCUCUGCACCAGUACACGCUGGAGCCCUCGGAGAAGCCCUUCGACAUGAAGAGCGUGCCGCUGGCCACCGCUCCCAUCACGGAGCAGAAGACAGAAAUGGCUCCCGUGGCCAGCAGCAAGCUGCCGGAGAAGCUGGCGCCGUCCCGCCAGGACAUCUACCAGGAACAACUGGCCUCCAUCCCAGAGUUCCAGGCGCUGGGCGCCCUCUUCAAGUCGUCGGAGCCGGUGCAGCUGACGGAGGCGGAGACGGAGUACGUGGUGCGCUGCGUCAAGCACACCUUCGCCCGCCACAUGGUCUUCCAGUUCGACUGCACCAACACGCUCAACGACCAGCUGCUGCAGAAGGUGGUGGUGCAGAUGGAGCCGUCGGAAGCCUACGAGGUGAUCCAGCACGUGGCGGCCGCCAGCCUCCCCUACAGCCAGCCGGGCUCCUGCUACACGCUGGUGCGGCUGCCGGACGACGACCCUGCGGCAGUGUCCUGCACCUUCAGCUGCACCAUGAAGUACCUGGUGAGGGACUGCGACCCCAACACGGGCGAGCCGGACGACGACGGCUACGACGACGAGUACGUGCUCGAGGACCUGGAGGUGACCGUGGCCGACCACAUCCAGAAGGUGCUGAAGCCCAACUUUGGAGCCGCGUGGGAGGAAGUGGGCGAGGAGAACGAGAAGGAAGAGACCUUUGCCCUGGCGUCCGUCAGGACCUUGGACGAGGCCGUGGGGAACAUCGUCUCCUUCCUGGGAAUGCAGCCCUGCGAGCGCUCCGACAAAGUUCCCGAGAACAAGAACUCGCACGUGCUGCUCCUCGCCGGCGUGUUCCGCGGGGGCCACGACGCGCUGGUGCGAGCCCGUCUGGCGCUGGCGGACGGCGUCACCAUGCAGGUGACGGUGCGCAGCGGAGACGAGACGGUGGUGGACGUGAUCCUGGCCUCCGUGGGCUGAAGGCCUCGCCACCUUUUCACCCUGUCACCUGUAAUAAAGUCUGCU
This is a messenger RNA of Synchiropus splendidus (mandarinfish), 2790 nucleotides long. RefSeq names its product COPI coat complex subunit gamma 2 (gene copg2). Gene Ontology annotation, cellular component: Golgi membrane; endoplasmic reticulum-Golgi intermediate compartment; endoplasmic reticulum. NCBI's taxonomy places the organism in Eukaryota, Metazoa, Chordata, Actinopteri, Syngnathiformes, Callionymidae. The transcript has 22 exons. The record is from RefSeq and is a predicted model, not a curated record. The coding region runs from base 124 to 2745 and encodes 873 amino acids. Gene Ontology annotation, molecular function: structural molecule activity. Gene Ontology annotation, biological process: protein secretion; endoplasmic reticulum to Golgi vesicle-mediated transport; intracellular protein transport.